AAUGGCAAACACUGGCCAUGGGAACGUCGUUAAGUGGCUAAAGAAGCAAACUCCUGAGUCUACAGUCUAUGUUUCUUUAGGGAGUGAGGCCACAUUAAGCAACGAGCUCGUGCACGAGCUGGCAUUUGGGCUUGAACUCUCUGGCCUGUCGUUCUUCUGGGCUCUCAAGAGGAAGGGAGAAGAGGUAGAGCUACUGCCGAAGGGGUUCGAGGACCGGAUCGCAGCCCGUGGGAUGGUUGCCGUGGAUUGGAUGCCUCAGCUGGAGAUUCUGGCAUGUUCGUCUGUUGGGGGUUUCUUCACACACUCUGGUUGGAGCUCGUUCAUCGAAGGGCUUGCAUUCGGGCAUCCACUCAUCCUCCUGCCCAUUUUCGGCGAUCAGGGGAUCAACGCUCGGGUGAUGGUGGAGAAGAAGGUCGGGUUGGAGGUGGAGAGGGAUGAGGAAACUGGCUCGUUUACGAGGGAAGCCGUGGCUAAGGUAUUGAGAUUGGUGAUGGUGGAAGAAGAGGGAAAGAAGCUCAGAGAAACAGCUAAACGAAUGAGGGAGGUCUUCAGUAACAAGGACAUCCAUGACCGUUACAUGGAUGCUUUCGUUCACUACUUGAAAGAUCACAUGAGAUGCAGAUCAUUGGCAGUGUAAUCUGUGGGUCAUCUUUCACCGUA
Molecule: messenger RNA, 660 nt
Organism: Elaeis guineensis (African oil palm)
Lineage: Eukaryota; Viridiplantae; Streptophyta; Magnoliopsida; Arecales; Arecaceae
Product: putative UDP-rhamnose:rhamnosyltransferase 1
Molecular function (GO): UDP-glucosyltransferase activity
Source: RefSeq, a predicted model, not a curated record